Symbiodinium sp. CCMP2592 is the source of this 345-nucleotide messenger RNA. The record is from the annotation of a GenBank genome assembly. NCBI's taxonomy places the organism in Eukaryota, Dinophyceae, Suessiales, Symbiodiniaceae.
AUGGAGAUCUGGAAGCAGCUCAUCGACACGGAGCUGAAGACGGCUGCGAAUUGGGAAGGCCAGUGGGGAUUCCUCAAAGCCGAGGCCGGUAACCCGCUCCUCUUCGACGCCAAGCCUUCCGAAGGACAAGGCUGGGAAGGAGAGAGCAGAGAGGAAGGUACCCGGGCCCGGGCAAAGUUGGACCGCUCUGAGGCCUUGCGGCAGCGCAAGACACUCACGCCGCAGGAGCGCUACAGUUCCAUGAGAAUCACCAGCCACGAGAUUGGCUGGCGGCCUUCCAUUGAGAGGUUUGGCGUCAGUCAUCAUGGCAUCAAGCGGGAUCCGGGCAUUUGGCCGGACUACUGA